Molecule: messenger RNA, 1406 nt
Organism: Chinchilla lanigera (long-tailed chinchilla)
Lineage: Eukaryota; Metazoa; Chordata; Mammalia; Rodentia; Chinchillidae
Exons: 2
Coding region: 344-1003 (219 amino acids)
Source: RefSeq, a predicted model, not a curated record
CCGCCUCUUCCGUGACACAGAUCUAGACACCUGCGUGGCUCAAUUUGGGGCUCAGUAGCCUCAGGUCCCGCCCCCAGCACAGUCAGCAGCCCCACAGGACCACAGCGCCAGGCGGGGGCAGCCCUGGUGGAGGGGUGGGCAGAUGGUCACAGGCCACUGUAAAUGCCCUGUCCCAGGGAGUGGCGUCUAAAGGGCAGAAGCUACUCGGGCAGGGGCCUUCCUGAAAUCUCUGAAAAGAGCUUAAAUGUAAGCAAACAACCAAGCAACACAAACGUUGAAAGCACGACUGGGCCAAGUCCCCUUCCUUCUGAGCCCCUCGUGAAGCCCCCCAGCAGAUGGGGAGAUGCCAGCCGCGCCGUUCUGCCUGCCACAGCCUGAUGCCCCCACUUCCUGGCCUCCGUCGGGGACAGCUCCGUGCACGACGGCGGACAGCCCAGCCCGGGUCACCCUCAGUCUCUCCUCCCUCCUGCACCAGCCCGCUGGGCCCCAACUCUACCCUCUGGGCAGAGCUCUGGCCUGUGCCCAUCACGUUAGCAUUCUCGUGACUCAGGCAGGCCCAGCUCGGGGCUCUGCCCCAGGCCUUGCUCCGAGACAGCACAGGGCGGAUGUGGGGCUGUCCUCCCUUGGCCUCUCCCUGUUUCCUAUCGGAAGCCAGUAUCCAGCCCGGCGGGAAGGGCUCCAUGCUGGGACACGCCUGGGAAAAGACUGGCUGGGAUCUGAUUAUACAGAUCUUCAGGGCUGGUGCGGGGCCUGUAAGACAUACAGGCUUUGUGAGUCAGUGAGAUGCCAUUUCCCCAAUGCUUUUACUCCGGAACCUGUUUGCUCCGGGCCUGAGCUGCUCCUGGAAGGGCCUCCUGGUCCUCGCUGCCGGACCGAACAUCGCAGUUCCGCAAGCUGCACGUCUGACACGUGGUCCUCCUCUUCGUCUGAAAGUGCUGCUUUGCCCCAGAGGAGGGAAAGGAAAUGCCAUGCUGCGGCGAGACGGCUCUCCACGGGACGGUGACAGUGUGGCCAGACAGCAGCUGCCCCUCAGGCCAAGGCCGCCAGCCCCUCCCUUGGCCCAUGCAGGGACAGCAGGUGCCUGGAUGGCAGGAGCCCAGGCCCUCCCCACUGCCCCACCUGCCCUGGCGGAAGACCAGGGCCCUCUUGUCACUUAGAGUCACUCGACUUAGAGUCACAGGACAAACACCCAGAUGUUAAAGCCAAAGGGCAUCAGUUCUGCUGCAAGGCUGUCAGCGUGGCAGACGGUGGCACUGGCAGUCACCAUCCAGGAGCAUUUCUCAGCAUGCCCGCUUCCCGUGCAUGCCCCCCGCCAGCCCCCCUGGGAUACAGUGCAGCCUGUCAUCCCAGCACUCUGGGAGGCCGAGACAGGAGGCUCCCAAAUUCAAGCCAGGCUUGGGCAACUU